AUGAGCGAGGUCUACGCGGCGAAAGAACAACUCGGCACCUCAGCACCCCUGAGAGAUCUUGCGGUCUACGGUCUACGACACCGCGGCACCGCCACGCCCGCCCGGGUCCACCAUUUUCUGCAACUCCGCCCCGCAAAACGUAGCACGGCGCUGCACCGAUCGCGGGCAAGCAGGGCCUCGACCUUGCCAUACGAGGUCGCGACCGUCGCCGAUCGGCUCGGCAUUGCCUUGCGUAACACUCCGCAGCCCCCGCCUGGCACGCGGCCUACGAUUUUUUCUUGA
This is a messenger RNA of Gaeumannomyces tritici R3-111a-1, 282 nucleotides long. RefSeq lists its product as hypothetical. The coding region runs from base 1 to 282 and encodes 93 amino acids. The transcript has 2 exons. The record is from RefSeq and is a predicted model, not a curated record. Lineage: Eukaryota; Fungi; Ascomycota; Sordariomycetes; Magnaporthales; Magnaporthaceae.